UCGCUAAUAGUCGGGGAUUUUAACUGCCACCAUCCCUGGUGGGAUCCAGGCUGCUCUACCUCCCAGGAGGGUAACCGCCUACUAGACUGGAUUGAAUCUAAUAACCUAACGCUCCUAAAUAACCCAGGCGAAGCUACCCGCUUCCGCCAGGGGAACAGGGCGUCAGUUAUUGAUUUAACUCUAGCUAGUAAUAGUAUUUCGAAUAGAAUCCAGGACUGGCAAAUAUUAGAAGAUAUCGGGUCCGACCAUAGACCUAUCCUAUUCAGUAUA
Molecule: messenger RNA, 270 nt
Organism: Aplosporella prunicola CBS 121167
Lineage: Eukaryota; Fungi; Ascomycota; Dothideomycetes; Botryosphaeriales; Aplosporellaceae
Exons: 1
Molecular function (GO): catalytic activity
Source: RefSeq, a predicted model, not a curated record